AUGACUGGGAUUUCCAAUUUGAUUUUUAAGCGUUCGAAUGGCUCGGUCAAGCCCGAUGUUCGGGGCAAGACAGACUUUCCUGCAUAUCCCGACGGUCGGGUUCUCUCGGAGCGGCAAACCCGUUCGACCGCACUAGACCGAAAGCGUCGAGGCUUGGCUUUCAGCGGAGUGACCCACUUAGCGGCCGGUGGCAAGUCUUUAUCUGUAUCCAAUGAGAAGGCAGAUAACCCGGACUCAGCUGUCCAAUUGCUCGCCACGGAUAGUGGAUUGGGCUCUGGAUAG
Molecule: messenger RNA, 282 nt
Organism: Penicillium longicatenatum
Lineage: Eukaryota; Fungi; Ascomycota; Eurotiomycetes; Eurotiales; Aspergillaceae
Exons: 2
Coding region: 1-282 (93 amino acids)
Source: RefSeq, a predicted model, not a curated record